Messenger RNA from Didymodactylos carnosus, 1184 nucleotides. NCBI's taxonomy places the organism in Eukaryota, Metazoa, Rotifera, Eurotatoria, Philodinida, Philodinidae. The record is from the annotation of a GenBank genome assembly.
AUGCAUUAUUUGAACCCACCAGCUGAGACAGUCCCUGCUGCGCAGCCAUCAUCAACUGCAACAAAAAAUCGUCGUUGGUUUUCGAAAGUUCCAUUAAUUGCUUUAUGCUGUCUCGGGAUACUGGGUUUGCUAUUAGUUGCAACUAUUGUUUUAGCCUUGAUACCUGUGUAUCUACCAAAACGUAGUGGUGAAACACUGACAGUUCAAUGUAAGUCAGAGACUACAUAUUCCUUAUGAUGGGUAGUAAUCAUCCUCGAAAGAUUUGUGUGUUUGCUAGGGAUGUUCGUCGCACCAGUUGAUAUUAACACAUCGAAACAUAGAACGAGCAGUGUUCGUGCUAUAUUUUUUCAGAAAAAGGUUGAUUAUUCCUAAUUUUAAUGUCCUUUUCCAACACCUGCAGAGCAAGGAACCUUUUUUAGUCCUCAUUUUUUUCAAUCUGUCACCUGUUUGUCUCGGCCAGUAUGUAUUAAUCAUCCGCUGCAACUACUAGUUACUACAGUUUUAUCAGACUGAUAAGUAUAGGGUGAAAGACAAGAAUGAUUUUGUCCUAAAAAUAGGGGGAUGUCAGAGUUCCUGCAAUUCAGCUAUUCUACAGAAUUCCAUAGAAUUGUGUAGUAAGGUAGAAUUCUAUAGAAUUCUAGGUUAGCAACUAUGUCUCUACUAACGUAGAUUUCUAUAGAAUUCUAUGCAUUUUCGCUUGACUCAAACUUGGUCAGUAAUAAAUGUAUCUCUACUAACGUAGAAUUCUAUAGAAUUCUACCUUAGUACACAUAUACAAUACAUUAGCCGAGUGGGAGACAAGCGGAAAUGUAUAGAAUUCUAUUGAAUUCUACGUUAGCAUAGAUAUACUUUUUAUUGACCAAGUUUGAUUCAAGCGGAAAUAUAUAGAAUUCUAUAGAAUUCUAGGUUAGCAACUAUGUCUGUCAGUAAGGGGACACCUCCUAUAUCCUGAUCGGGAUAUAGAAAAAAAGUAGUAUCCCGAUCGGCAUAUAAAACACGAAAUUUCGUCGUAAAAGCGAUUAAGGGGAAAAUGACGACAUUUUGGGGUAAAAUUGACUUCACCAUUAGAAAGAGCUUGAAAAACUACAUUGGAUUCUGUUGUGUUUGAUCAAAAACAUAUGUACUUUCUUUUACAGUUUAUUUUACUCUAACUAGUAACUUGGACUUCGUUAUAACAGAAAUUU